Molecule: messenger RNA, 4458 nt
Organism: Toxotes jaculatrix (banded archerfish)
Lineage: Eukaryota; Metazoa; Chordata; Actinopteri; Toxotidae
Gene: phldb2a
Product: pleckstrin homology-like domain, family B, member 2a
Exons: 17
Coding region: 210-3308 (1032 amino acids)
Biological process (GO): regulation of microtubule cytoskeleton organization
Cellular component (GO): basal cortex
Source: RefSeq, a predicted model, not a curated record
CAUGGGAAGACUUUACUCUGCAGUUUCAGACGGAGGGAACGGACUUCAGCUUCAACUCCAACAACAACAACAUCAGACACAUGCCAAAAAACAGAAAACAACCACCGGCACAACUAUGUGACUGGGAACAGAAAGCAAAGGGAACAAAGCACAUAGGGUCCAGCUGAAUCCUGUAUCCUCAGCCUGAAACAGAGAAGGAGGUCAGUGUGAUGAACAGCAUGCUUCCUCAGAGGAGUGCGGUCGCCGCACUGGGCUACAGCUCGGACUGUGUGAAGACUGAGCACAGCAGCAGUGGCUCGGUGGGCGGGACGUUGCUGAGAGGCUCCCGCUCUAAGGCAGAGUUACAGGAACUGAUGGAGACGCUGCAGCGCAGGAAGAGUGCUCUGGAGGCCAGCCUGAGGGCAGCUGAGUGCAGCCGCAAGUACCUCAGUGUGCCCUCACCUGGUGGACCCCAAUCCACCAGGACCCUGUCCAUCCUCAGCAAUAGCGAUCGACCUCUGUCUGCCUCUAGAAACUUCUCCUACAUGACAAGCAGCAGCGUGCCUCCAUCACCUCGCCAGGGCGAUCGCCAGCUGAGCCCUAACGGCUUCGUCCGUCACUCCCACUCUCGCCACCAGUCACAAAACAGUUUGCUCCUCUUAAAUGCAGCGGAUGGAAGCCCUCUGCUCUCCUCUUACGGGGAGCCCCUACCUCGUUCUCCAAGGGUCAAAAGUGGAGCAGCCAGCAUGCCAUCGAGCCCUCGGAUGGGCCGCAGACUCUACUCUCAGGGCAAAGCUGGAGGAGACUCCCGGCAGAGGAAAUACUCCACUGGGUCCCUCAACAGCCUGGGGAUGCACAGCCGUUCUCUGCCGCGGCUUCACAACACAGCAGACCCCCCUGCUCUGUCGCUCCCGUCACGCCACUCAGUGGGUUCCCACAGAGGAGUGGGCUCAGCAGGGGCGCGACGCAGUCUCUCUUCCCUGGAGCAGCCGCCAGAUGUUACAGUACCAGCCAGCAUGCCCAGCACUCCCAGGAGGGCCAGUUUGGCCUCUCUAAGCUCUCUGGGUGUAGAGAUCGACGGGACAGGCUUAGAUUUGGGCUUUGGAGAGAGGAGGUUGUCCUUUGGGAAGGGCGGGUUGGGUCCGGGACAGAGAGUGGGAAGCAUCAGCUCUUUGAAUGGCAAAGAGGAACUGAGAGACUACCACCAGCAUCAGAGAGAUGAGCGACUCAGGGAGCAGAAAGUGCAGAGACUGGAAUGCCAGCGUUUAGAGACCAUCCUGAACCUGUGCACUGAGUUGGGUCAGGCAGAGAGAGAGCCAGCAGGUUCAGCUGUUUCUGAUCUGCAGAAGAUCAAUAAGGAGCUGGAGAAGCUGCAGGUGUCAGACGAUGAGUCGGUGUUCUCGGACUCUCCCAGCAGCACUGCUCCAGAGGGUUGCUUUGGGCCCAAAGCCAGAGACUUCCAGCUCUCUGAUGAGCAGCAGGUUAGUCAGCGUCAGCAGAGCGGCUACAGAGAGGCCAGGUCCCACUCACCAGCUAUCAGCCUGAACAGCAGUGCCCCCUCACCCUCCACCCACCAUAGAGUCAAAGUCUUGGAGAAUGUGCAGCUGAAACAGGAAGUAACACACAUAGAGGAAGAGAGGAUUCAAGUUCUGAACAACAUAGAGGAGCUGGAGCAGAAGAUCAAAGACCUGGACAACCAGAUGGAGGAGUCUGUCCGAGAGAUGGAGGUGGAGUGUGCUCUCCUGGAAGGGGAACAGGAGUCCGAGAUGGGCCAGCUGCAGAGGGAGAAGGAGCUUCUGGACCAACUCAAGGAAAAGAUGCAUAGUAUUGAGAAGACAAGCCACACUGAGAAGUCACAGGAAGCAAAGGAGCAGACAAAAAGUCUGGAAGAUUUGGAGUUUCAGAAGCUGGAGAGAGAAAUCAAUCAGGACGAGGAAAAAGAGAAUCAGAGCCAAGAGCUGCUGCGAGAGAUCGCGGAGUGUCAGCGUCUUACUGUCACACGCAAGGAAAGACUUAUGACACUGAAGAAACAGUCCUCACAGAUUACCUUACAGGCUCAGCAAGAAAGAGAGAAUUUCCAGAAAGAGAAAAACAAUUUGCUGGUCAUGCUCCAGAAGGAGAGAGAAAAACUGGUAUCUUUGGAAGGAAAGUAUGCAGAGUUGUCUGAGGGGCAGACCUUCACUAACAUCCCUACAGCCAUCAAAGAGCACUUGCACUCUCUGAAGGAAAGGAGAAGAAGCAGCAAAGAAAACUCCUCCCACCCGAGUGACAGCCUACCUCAUAAGAGGAGCCAGCAGCUCCCCACCUCUUACGGCAGAUCUCUGGGACGCACGCUUCCUCCCAAGGCUCACCUGCCUCUGUCCCAAAGCUCCAGCUGUGGCAGCGUCAUCCCACAAGGCUUCAGCUUCUCCACCCGGGACCUGAACACCCGGCGCCUGCCCAAGACAGGCAACAGCCAGGCGCACGUGAACGAAGACAGACAGAGAAGAAGUGAUUUUUGCAGCAGGAUGGUGUCUGAGCCCAACGUGUUCCUGGACUCCUUCUCAUACCCGGACAACAGCCAGGCCUCAGAUACCGUCAGCGUGGACAGCUCUGACAGCCUGGAGACCAGCUUCUCCGCCUGCUCCCCUGACAACAUCUCCAGUGCUAGUACCUCCAACAUGGCGAAGAUUGAGGAGAUGGAGCGUUUACUCCGAGAGGCCCAGGCUGAGAAGCAGAGACUCCUCGAGCAUCGGGAGCGUGAGAUGGAGAUGCGCAGACAGGCUCUGGAGGAGGAGCGACGGAGAAGAGAGGAACUAGAGAAACGACUGCAGGAGGAAACAAGCAGAAGACAGAAACUUGUAGAGAGAGAAGUGAAGCUCAGGGAGAAACAAAGAUCACAGUCCCGGCUGUUGACACGCUACCUCCCUGUAAGGAAAGACGACUUUGAUCUUCACGGCCACAUUGAGGCAGCAGGACACAACCCAGAUGCCUGCUUCCAUCUGGCCAUCACUGAUAAAACCUGUCGAGGCUUCCUGGUCAAAAUGGGCGGCAAGAUAAAGACCUGGAAGAAACGCUGGUUCGUCUUCGACCAGAAUCGCAGGACUCUCACCUACUAUGCAGACAAACAUGAGACCAAGAUGAAAGGAGUCAUUUACUUCCAAGCCAUAGAGGAGGUGUACUAUGACCAUUUAAAGAACGCGCACAAAAGCCCCAACCCCUCGCUGACCUUCAGUGUGAAGACCCACGAUCGGGUGUACUACAUGGUGGCUCCUUCCCCCGAGGCCAUGCGUAUCUGGAUGGAUGUUAUUGUAACAGGUGCUGAAGGACACAUGCAUUUCAUGGUGUAACUGAUCCCAACAGAUCAGGGCCCACGCCACUAAAUUAGUUUUUUUUUUUUUUGUGAGAAGAUUUACGCCUCUCUGCUCAUAUCAACGUAACAACAAACAUGUUGCGUUGAGCUGAGAUAGAUGUUCAUCAGGUCAACAAAAAACAUGAACUUCUGUUUACACUUGUAGUAUUUUUAGCUGACAAGGACAACUCAUGCUCAGAAGCACACUUUAACAUGUAAUCACGUAUAACAAAUGAAAAGAAUUGAUAUACAGGUUUCAUAAUUAAGCUAUGUAGUUAUUUUUUUAAUAUGUUUAUGUGCUGUGAGUGGAUGAAGCACCACUAAAUCAAUUUAGCUGUUACAUCUUCCAACUUGCUCCUUCCUUUUAAUGUCAUGUUUAGCCUAGUUAUUUUUUAGUUUUUAUUCAGAUAAAACUUUAUCAGGGCAGCUUUUAAAUGAUCGGAAACUCAACAUCUGCCAAACUGUGGAAGUGAUGCGGUACUGAUACACUGAUGCUGCUUCUCUAUAACAGAUGCAUAUCAGUCAAACUGUGGCCUUUUGUAAUUUACUCAUCCCACAUUCAAACCAAAGUUUAUCUUGUAGAUCCACCUCUGUUACUUUUCUUCACUUCUCUCUAUUUCCUAUUUGACUCCACUUUCUCAAAGCUUCUAUGUCUUAGACUGAAAUUAAUUUCCUUAGAACACCAGUGGGUCUGUAUCAGUGGGUCACAACUUCCCAGCCAUGUUUUCCCAGAUAAAAUCACCUCCUCUGUGUAUGUGGUUCCAAAAUGCACAUUUUUAUGUUUACUCAGAUUCAUUAUUUCUAUAUUGUCACUUAUAUUGCAGUGUAAUUAGUGUGAGUAUUAUUUCACAUUUUUAACUCAAGCAUUUUGAUUGCUGCUGCCAGACUACCAGCAUAAGCUGUUCUUGUCUGCUUUUUUUUUUUAAAGCAGGGCUGAAUGUCCGCCAUUAGUAUUCCUUCAAACUAGAUACAUUGCUCCUUGCAUUACUUUCAUUCCAGCUAGCCUUGACCUGUGCUUUUCUUCACAUAUGCAAACUUAAUUCGUGAAGGAGAGCUUAUUAUAGGCACUUUUUUUUUACACUUAAUUAUUAUGAAUUAUUUGUAAUUUUAUAAGUAUUCUACUCAUUAAAGUAGAAAAUUUUCCCAUA